Talaromyces amestolkiae is the source of this 684-nucleotide messenger RNA. RefSeq lists its product as uncharacterized. NCBI's taxonomy places the organism in Eukaryota, Fungi, Ascomycota, Eurotiomycetes, Eurotiales, Trichocomaceae. The record is from RefSeq and is a predicted model, not a curated record. The coding region runs from base 1 to 684 and encodes 227 amino acids. The transcript has a single exon.
AUGACAUCAGCCAUACCGGUCCCGAGCCUGUCCGGAGGAUCCCAAUCCUCCAUAUCGGACAACUCAUCAACCGCAUCUCAGGCGCUGUCGAAGGAGAUGAAGCCUAGGGUUAAUGUCAUCAAUAUCCUCGAAACGGACAGCACCGGUAAUCUCGUCGCCUCACCACCUGCACAGUCAGCAUUACCAUCCGCGGAGGAGCAAAUAGUAUAUCAUUGUCUAUUCUACAUCCUGCCCUGUGACCACCAGUCGCAUAACAUCGACUCGUGGAAAACUCACAUCCUUGCCCAUUUCCGGGGAACCCGACUCCCACCAACAGCAAUCUGCCAAUGGUGCCCUCUCGAAUUCAAACAGCCCACAACCUCCAACUCGAACGCGCACACCCACCAGAUAUGGGACACAAUGCUGACUCACGUCGCGCACGAACACUUCGAAAAGGGCCAUACUCUGGCGGCUAGUCGCCCCAACUUCGAGUUGAUGAAAUACAUGUACAACUCCAAAAUCAUAACCGAGGAUCAACUAAAAGCGAUUCAACUAUGUCCCUCGCCGGACAGUCCUGCGUAUCAUCCAUCGCAGGAUCCGGUUAGGGCGAGCAUUGGUUCCGCAGACGAGCCAUAUUGUUCGACGUAUAGUCCGCGGAGGGAGAAGAGGUUGAGAGAGCAGAGGCGGGGGAUUAGUGUUGUAUGA